Messenger RNA from Notothenia coriiceps (black rockcod), 993 nucleotides. Its product is annotated as CTP synthase 1. The annotation marks the transcript as partial. Lineage: Eukaryota; Metazoa; Chordata; Actinopteri; Perciformes; Nototheniidae. Gene Ontology annotation, cellular component: cytoplasm; cytoophidium. Gene Ontology annotation, molecular function: CTP synthase activity; identical protein binding. The record is from RefSeq and is a predicted model, not a curated record. Gene Ontology annotation, biological process: CTP biosynthetic process; pyrimidine nucleobase biosynthetic process. The transcript is spliced from 10 exons.
UUCAGUUUGUUUAAUGAUCCAUUCUGUACUAUUAACCCCCCCUCUGUGCUCAGGUCCGACCGGCUGCUCGAGCACUGCUCCAUCGCUCUGGUUGGGAAAUACACAAAGUUCUCCGACUCGUACGCCUCGGUGAUCAAAGCUCUGGAACAUUCUGCGCUCGCCAUCAGCCACAAACUGGAGGUCAAGUACAUCGACUCAGCCAAUCUGGAGCUGUCCACGCUGCAGGAGGAGCCGGUGAAAUACCACGAGGCCUGGCAGAAACUCUGCAGCGCCGAUGGGAUCCUGGUUCCUGGAGGGUUCGGGGUCAGAGGAACUGAAGGAAAGAUUCACGCCAUCAACUGGGCGAGGAAACAGAAGAAACCCUUCCUAGGUGUGUGUCUCGGGAUGCAGUUAGCUGUGUGCGAGUUCGCCAGGAACACACUCGGCUGGGCAGGCGCCAACUCCACUGAAUUCGACCCCGACACAAAGCAUCCUGUGGUGAUCGACAUGCCCGAACACAACCCGGGUCAGAUGGGCGGCACCAUGCGGCUCGGGAAGAGACGCACCAUCUUCAUGACCAACAACAGCGUGCUGCGAAAACUCUACGGAGACGCAGAAUAUGUGGACGAGAGGCACAGACAUCGCUUUGAGGUGAACCCAGAGCUGAAGAGCCACUUUGAGGAGAAAGGUUUCCGCUUCGUGGGUCAGGACGUGGAGGGAGAGAGGAUGGAGGUCAUCGAGCUCGACGAUCAUCCGUACUUCGUGGGGGUUCAGUACCACCCAGAGUUCACCUCCCGCCCCAUCAAGCCCUCCCCCCCGUACCUGGGGCUGCUGCUGGCUGCCGCCGGGAAGCUGCCGGGGUAUUUAGUGAAGGGCUGCCGGCUAUCACCACGCGACACGUACAGCGACCGCAGCGGCAGCAGCAGUCCAGACUCAGAGAUCUCAGAACUCAAAAUGCCUUCACUCUCUAACGAAUGACUUUGAGCUACAAAAUAAAAUGUUCGUGUUUUCAGA